AUUAUAGUUAAAAAAUUAUAGUAUUAACUAUAUCAACUACUUGAUCUCAUUCUAUACCUUAUCGCUGAUAUUAAAAAGCCAAGUAUUUGUUGUCGUUGUUAUUCCCGCCAUAAAUUACUAAACAUUUAUUAAUAAUAUAACUAUAACUAUAUAUACCCCCAUCAAUAUUUCAUCAUAUAAUGUCAAGACCUGCUGCUGCCCUUUUACAACGACACUAUAAAGAAUUAACUGAUCCAAAAAGAAUCACCCCCUUUCAUAUCGAAUUAGAUGAUGAUAAUAUCUUUUUAUGGAAUAUUGGAAUGAUGGUAUUUAAUAAAGAUUCUAUUUAUCAUGGAGGUUAUUUUAAAGGUUCUAUGAGAUUCCCACCUGAUUUCCCAUUUUCUCCUCCAACUUUUAGAUUUACUCCUCCUUUAUAUCAUCCUAAUAUUUAUAGAGAUGGCCGUGUUUGUAUAUCAAUUUUACAUCAAGGUGGUGAUCCAACAAAUGAUGAACCUGAUAGUGAAACUUGGUCUCCUGCUCAAUCAGUUGAAUCAGUAUUAAUAUCAAUACUUUCACUUUUAGAAGAUCCAAAUGUUUCAUCUCCUGCAAAUAUUGAUGCAUCAGUAGAAUUAAGAAGAAAUCCUGAAGCUUAUAAAAAGAAAGUAUUACAAGAAGUUGAAAAUUCAAAACAAAAUAUUCCAGAAGGAUUUGUUAUUCCUGAUUUAGAAUCUGAAGCUUUUAAAAAUGCCAAUAAUAGAGUCGAAAUCGAACAACUUAAUGAUGAUUUUUGGUCAGAAUAUGAUGAUGAAGAUGAUUUUGAAGAUGAUGAAGAUGAUUAUGAUGAAGAAAGUGAUCAAGCAAGCCUUAUGGAUGAUGAACAUGGAGAAGUUGAUGAAGAUGAUGAAGAAGAAGAAGACGAUGACGUUGAAAUGGUUAAAUGAAAAUAGUAAUAAUUUACUAUUAAUUUCAAUGACAAGUUCUAAAGAUCUAUACCAAUCUCUUUUUCAUGGUUAGAUAAUUUCUUAUCAUAUUAAUUAUAAUGUUUCUACUAAUUAAUCCUAAUAAGAUUUUAAUCUAUUCAUUCUUUAUUGUUAUUUAUUGUUAUUAUUAAUGGUUAUCAAUGUGUCUUGGUUCUU
Scheffersomyces amazonensis is the source of this 1115-nucleotide messenger RNA. It is a transcript of the gene CDC34, whose product is annotated as SCF E2 ubiquitin-protein ligase catalytic subunit. The coding region runs from base 180 to 920 and encodes 246 amino acids. Gene Ontology annotation, molecular function: ubiquitin conjugating enzyme activity. The record is from RefSeq and is a predicted model, not a curated record. The transcript has a single exon. Gene Ontology annotation, biological process: ubiquitin-dependent protein catabolic process; protein polyubiquitination. NCBI's taxonomy places the organism in Eukaryota, Fungi, Ascomycota, Pichiomycetes, Serinales, Debaryomycetaceae.